ACAGUUAAUUCCUCAUGUAAAGACCUGGUGUAUGUCUGUAGUAUUAUAUACAUAGAAUGCUCAUUAAGAUGUUCACAUGUUCAAAGAGGAAAAUCUACUUAAAAGCAUUUUGUUAUAUUUAAGCUAAUCAGUUUCACAUGGAUAAUAAGAAGGAAAUAUACGGUGGAUUUAAAUUGUAAUAAGGAUAAGCGUAAAAGUAAAACAGCAGAAAGCAAGUGAAAUUUAUAUAGAGUUAUGAAACAGUGAACUUAUUUGCAGCUGUUGGUAGAGAAAUUCUGCAAAAAAUGGCUGAACCAGGAGCAGGGUUUGACUCCAAAGGACUGGGACUCAGUCUACAAAAAAAGCUUCUUGGAAAAAUGUCCAACAAAAAAAUUGCCAAACACUUCAUUGACGAUACAACAAGUGAAGUCUUGGACAAAGCAUUUCUUAUAAUUAAAGACUUCAAAAAUAAGGAAGAGGCUAAGAAGAUCAUGAAAUAUAUCAUUAAAACAGUUAUAAAAGUUGGUAUUCUAUACAGGAAUGAUCAAUUCAAUGCAGAGGAGUUAAAAACUGUGGAAACAUUUAAAUCUAAGUUUCAUUCACUAUCUAUGACUAUGGUGAGCUUCCAUGAAGUCGACUUUACAUACGAUAAAGCCUUCCUGAAAACCAGUUUAGAAGAAUGUAGACAGUUGCUACAAAGUGUGAUCAGUAGACAUCUAACAGACAAAUCGAAAGUACGCGCUGACGCAGUAUUCAACUUCUUCAACUGUGAGGAACUUAUGGAUCAGAUCUUUGAUUCGAGUGGAAAAUAUAGGGAUCAUAUGGAGGUUAUAGUACGGAACAUGCAUAAAAUGAUGGAUGAUGGAAAUCUUUGAUGAUCAGAAAUAGUUAUUUAUAUAUAGAUCUUAUGCAAUAACAUUUUAUGUAUGCAAUAUAUAUGUAAAGGAGGUAUUAUUUUCAAAACAUUCCAACCUUCAUUUAAGAUUGAGAUGUUAUCAUUUAACCCAUUCUUUGAUCCAUAUUGUAAAAUAUUAUGCAAGAUUUCAAAAUUAUUACAGCUUCGAAUUGUUUUGAUUUUCUUUUCCAACAAAUAAUUUUGUAUAAUAAUCUAUUUAUCCCAUUCAGUUCCUAAGAUCAACUAAUUUGGAUAUUUAGUUUUGGAGAGAAAAAAGUAUUAAAAGAAUCAAAAAUUUAGUAUUGUACCCAUGGGGAACAAACAACGGUCGAAAAGUUUAGAUCUUUUGCAUCUUUAAGUGGAACAGCCAUAUAUGAAGCAUUAAGCCAUUAUGAUUACUAACUAAUUGGUAUGAAGUAUUUUGCUUUCUAAUUGUUUAUAGCUGUUUGGACAAAGAAGUUAAAAUGUGCCUUAUAUCCAAGAGUGCCCUUUACAUUGUAAUUUCCAUUUUUGGAAAAACAAUGUUAGAUUUGUUAACAAUUUUUUAAAUGACUUACCAAGAUGAAAAUAAUGAAAUGGUCAUUGAGGUGUGACCCAUUGGUGGCCUUCAGCUGUUUUCUGCUGUUUGGUCGGGUUGUUGUCUCUUUGACACAUUCCCCAUUUCCAUUCUCAAUUUUAUUUUAUUUAUACUAAGAAAUAUGAUCAGUUUAAAUGAAUUUAACAGGAUUUAAAAUUUAAAAGCAUAGAAGAUUUUUAAGAAAUAAGAGUUAAGUACAUGAAGUACACAUUGUGAGAUGUGUUUUAUGAAAAAUUAGCAAUGGUAUGCAUUUCUAAAGAUGGACAGGUCUUGUCUGUCCAUUAUCUGUUCAGUUUUUACAGUUUUUUGAAGCAGUUAGUCAUAACCAGCUUUUUUCAUUGUCCAUUGCUUUCAAUCAACAUGGGAAACAUGCCUUUAUCCUGACACUUUUUACUGAAAACUGACAGAUUAAUGUGUUGUCAUAGGUGGUUUAUUGUGUGAAGUCAGUUCUAAAGGAGAUUUCUUAGAACACCUGUGGUGAAACACUGAACUAAGAUCAACUUUUUAGAGCAUCUUCAACACCAUCAACUGUGAUCAAGUAUUACCUUUCUAAAAAGCUUGUCUAACUCAAAAUCAUGUCUUUUUCAAUUUUUUUGUUAAAAUGAAAUGUUAUUAUUUCUGAACACUGAGUUUAAUGGACAAUAGAAGUAUUUGAAGGGGGAAAAUGUUACUAGCUUCGUUUUUUUUUUUUGUUUCAUAAAUUAUUCAAUAAUGUGAGCUAUAUUUUUCUAAAGAUUUAGAAAAAUUAGUUUUUACUGCAUUGUAAUGUCAUGACAUCAGACUUGUUCCAUAUGCUGUAAAUUUUAUAAAAAUGUGAGAGAUCUACCAUUAACAUACUUCAUCUUUUUUUUUUUAACAUAGGUCUAAUUUGCAUUCAAAUUGCAGGACUAUACAUAUACAAAGUUAGAAGUGGUUAAAUAAUUCAAGAUUUUUUAAUCCAUUUUAUUCAUCUUAAAAUCACAAUUAAGAUUAAUUAAUUGUUAAAAAAAUUUCAAGAACAACAGUUAUAUAUUUUUGACUCUUUACAAAUUUUAUAUAUUUUUGUAAACACUUGUUAAUUAAUAGGAAUAGAUUUUUAUGCCACUGCCAAAUAUUAAAUUGCAUUUUUUUUUAUUGUAAAAAAAUGUAGGUUCAAUAUACAUGAUAGAUAAAUUUCAGAAUUUGUUUGUUUCCUAUAAUUAUGUCAGAUAGUUCUUCCCAUAUAGCAUGUAUAGUUUUUAUAAUAAGAUUUCUAUGAAAUGAUUAAUCAUGUUUUUUGUAGAAACAAGUCCUCCAAUUUUUAUUGGCAAUGAAUGUAGUAAGCUAAAUGCUCACAUAUUGAACAAAAAAGUAAUGCUUGAAUUUACAUUAGGUAAAUGUGGUUAUGACAAAACUUCCUUUCAUUUAAAACAAUAAUUUAAAUUGCUUUUUAAACUUGUAUGCACACUUAUAUUUUACAUGUAUGGUAGAUGAUUGUAAAUAGAACAAAUCAUGUAUACAAUAGUGUGUAUAUAUAAUGGGAACCUGUUUUAAUCCAUUAGUAGUUUUAAGUUGAUUUUUGUGUCUAAAGGUAUUAUGGGCACAACCAGAGUAUAACAUUUAGGAGAUAACUGUAUUGUAUUUUAAGCUUGGUCUACGUAACAUAGGUUUUUCUGUAGAAAUUCAGUUUACCUAGGGACACAUAGUGGAGCUAGGUAAAUUGAUUUUUGUGUCAGUUAAACCAGGUUUAAUGUAGGCCAAGCUUAAAAUACUAUACAGUUAUCAAACACAAACACCUGACAUUUGUUGGCUUAAUGAAUGCUUCAGAACAAAAUAAAAUUUGCUGAAAAGGAUAAUUUCAGAUGAGUCAUCUACUUAUUUUGUUAUCACAUACCAUUAAAUUCUGGAAUUCAAAAUGGCAGCUCCCCUUAGUUACUGGUACAUUUGAAGACCAUGCAAUCUGCCGCUAAUCCCUCAAAAUUAACAAGGUCGUUCAAUCAAAUUCAUGAUUACAAAUUUUUUGCAUUGGAUUAAAAAUAAUGGCAGAAUUAUGUGAUAUUUUGAAAAAUGUAGUACAUGUAUAUCAUUCUGCUUCCAAGACUACACACUUUUGAGAAAAUUCAAGGGGAAAUUGAUUGUGUUAUCAAACAGGUUUCAUUGUAACAUAAAGUCUUAAAGUAGAUUUACAGUACAAUCAAUUAUAAAUAUAGAUAAUCUUAGUUAUCUCCCCUUAUAAAUCAAAUUGUUUAGAAUCUUUAUAAAUCAAAAUUUAUGUCUUCAGAACAAUAUUUUAUGAACUUAAGAAAAACUAUUAUUAAUAUCUUCUUUAAUAAAAAAAAAAAAAGGAUAUAAAUAAAAUUUAGUCUAUAUAAUUUCAGUAAAUUUCUAUACAAGUCAUAUGAGGUGCAAGAUGGUGAAGUGAAUUUGCCCCUUUGAGAUCUUGAAAAAGAUGUUUUUGCUGUGUAUUUUAAGAGAUUAAUUACCCCAUAUAAAAAAAUGAGCUUCCUUAUAUGCUAUUUUAGCUGAGUGUAGAUAUUUAGUAGUUGAUAUGACAUGUAUAACCUUUUAAAAAUUCCCAAAUCUCCUCAUCAAUAUGACAUGUAUAACCUUUAAAAAAUGCCCAAAUCUCCUCAUCAAUAUGACAUGUAUAACCUUUAAAAAAUGCCCAAAUCUCCUCAUCAAUAUGACAUGUAAUACCUUUUAAAAAGUGCCCAAAUCUUCUCAUCAAUAUGACAGUGCUAUCAGUUAUUGAAGUAUCUUUCUAUCAAUUCACACUUUAUUAAUAGUGUGCUGUGUAAAAUUUUGUAUGAUUGUGAUACAUGCUCUUGUAAUUGUUUUCCCAGUCAGAGUUUGUUCUUUGUUUUUUUUUCUUCAGGCUACAAUAAAUUAAUUAGCUUUUUAUUAGUGAUGUGAAGUUCAGCAACCAAUAAUCAAUUAAUCAAUUUUGUUAUCAUUGUAAAAAAUUGUCUUGUCUUGUUUUGUUUUCUUCCUCAGAUUUUCUUCUUUAUUGAAAAGAUAGGCUAAGAAAAUAUGUUGAAAAAGUCCUUCAGAGUUAAUUUAUCAUGUAAAACUAUUUCUUAAAAUAUUAAUACAAAAUUUUUAACUUUAUGGACCCCUGUCUAAGUGGUCUGUGCAGCUCUCCAAUCUUUACCUAUUAAGACAACAGCCCAUCAUCACCAUGACUUGAGUAUGAUUGUAGUUUAAUCUUUCUUUUGCUGUUCCAUUUUUCUUAAGUUCAAUUGAUGGUGGAAGGGAGCAGGACAAAAGGAUAUUUUUUUCCCAGCAGUCCCUUUUUUUGCCACCAAAAAGUUUGUCAGCUAAGUUACUCAUUAAUGUUUUAUUGAUGUUUCCCAGAUAUCCAUUUUCCUUUAUCAAUAAGAGUAUACAAAAUGGCAUAAAACCUUCAAAAGAAAAGAAAAAACACAUCCAAAGAUGAUUAAUUUAUUGUAGUUUAGUGGCUUGUUACUUAUAUCUUUUUUUCUGGUGCUAUUUUCUGAUGCCAAAAUACAUACGUAUAAAAGUUUUUAUAGGCUACUUGUGAUAAAAUCAAAAUGUUACAAUGUUAUUUAUAUAUAGUGCUUUUUUUCUUUGUUUAUAUAUUACUCCGUUUGUAUACUUAUACUUCAGUACUUGAUCAAACAGGUUUGACACAUGGUAAGUCUGUAGUAUGUAAUUUUACUUAAGUUUAUUUACAAAUGUUCGUAAGAAUUUAUUUAUCUGUAGGUGCAUGAUCUUCUGCAUGUUAUUCUUUUUAAGUGUAAUUUUGCAACUGUUCAUUGAAUUUUUUUUUGUAGUUGUAAAAAGGUGAAUUUAGCUGUAGCUAUUUUUGAUAAUGUUCAUUAAAUAUUUUUUGAAGUUAUAAAAAAAUUGAUGUUGUAGUUAUUCAUAGGAUUUUGAUAUCAGCUGUCUUUGAACAAGAGAAACUUGUACUCAUUUCCUGUAGAGCUAAUUUGAAGUAUUUUUUUUACAAUCGAUACUCUUAUCACCUAAGCAAUGGUACAUGGCACUUGUAUUGAUGUUUGAAAUUGUGUAUAGAUUUUAACUUUUUAGGUUUGCACCAUAUAAUAAUAUAAUACAUUCUGUAUGUAAAAAAACACUAGUUAUGUAUGGACCUCAUUAAGCCUUAAAAGGCAUACGAUCUGUGAAAAAAAGUGGUAUGGUUUUCAAAGAAGUGUCAAAUUUUUUCAUGUAACUCAGGAUAAUGAAUGUGUAAUUUUGUAUAAAUUCCAUUACAGCAGCCCUAAUUAUGGUACAGCCCAAACCUAACCAGCUACAGAAAUGUGUAAAUCAAUAUUGUUUUCGGGGAAUUUUUAAACUUGGAAGUUGAACUGUUGCAGUUCUCAAAUUUGUUAUCUAGAGAAUAUUUACUGUGUAUUGAAUUUGUUUAAAGAAUUCUAGUCAACUGAAAGGAUCUGUGUUAGAUAAGGGGAUAAUAUUUAUCCUCAUACUUUAAAUUAUAAAUACUGAAAUAAAAGCUGUAAGAAAAUUGGCUUUGCCAAAUAUUUUUUUGUGUGGGUGUAAGUCAUUUCUAACAUGCUUUGAAAAAUUAAAUUUUGAGAUUUUUAAAUUCAGUAUCCUUAAAUGCAAAUUUUAAAAAGAAUUUUUUUUAAAUUUAGGUUAAUAACCAUCCAUAUAGGAAGUUAGAAAAUAAAACAUUGAGGUGGAAUUUCAUUUGAAUUUGAUGAUUCAGACUCCAUCAAAUGAUGAAAUAUACCAAUAUGUUAAAACUGCACUAGUAAAGAGAUAUUUGUCAAUGUAAUUAAGCUUAUAUUAUGAAAUGAAGUGCCAGUAAUUUUAUACAUUGGUAAUUAUUGAUUGCAAUACAUCCAACACUUAUAAAUAAUUCAACCACCCAUGUUUAAUUUGAACAAGAUCUCAAUCUACUCAAAAUGAUUCAAUUCUAAAAUAAAUGUUUACUAGUUUUAAUAAGUGACAUUUGAUACAACUAUAACUAGCAGGAUAAAUCUUCACACUAAACAUCUCCAUUUAAUGUAAACAUUGGAUUUGUUUAUCGUCAUAAUUAUACAACCUAUCAUCUGUGAUGAAUUCCUUAUGUAUGGUAAUGGUUUAUAUUUUUUCAAUGAGUUCUUUCUAUACCAAACGAAAGUUGAAAAAGGGCUUGUAAUUAAUAGUUGCAAAGUCAGAUAUUUUAAGGGGUAUAGCAGCAACCUUAAUGUUUGUUUAGGUCUCAAGAGUUAAGACUAGCAGUUUCAUCAAUCAGAAAAAAAUUCUGUGCUCAUCUCUUUUUUGAUAAAAUAUAGAAACGAGAAUAAAUAAAGCUUUUUGUAUAACUUGUUCUGUAAAAAAGCAGGAAUUGUAAUUUUUUUAUUUUGAAAAUCUAACAGUAAAAUUUUGAAAUAUAAAUCAUUCCACAACUUGCAGAAAAUGUGAUAGUCAUUUGAAUUGUCAUUUUGAUGUCAAAAAUAUAUUUAGUAUUACAUAUUUCAUUAUACAUGUACAUUGUAUUUUAUAUGCCUUUAAUUAUUAUUUCUGGUCUUAACUUAUACAACGAACAAUAUUAAGUUUCUUUUCUAUGUUGUAACUGAAAUGUUAAAUUGUUGUUCUCAGGCUUAAGCAUGUGCUUUGUAUUAAUGGCUUCCUGCAAUGAAUCUCAAUAAUUUAUUAUGUCAGGUUCGAAAGAAUUUUUGCAGAUCAGUUUUUGUUUUUGAGAUUUUAUUUGUUUAUACUUCCACAAACAUUUAUGUAAUAAUUUUACCUUCAUGCAAUUAUAGAUUAUGAUGUAUCAAUUUUGAAUCAUGAAGGAUUUUGUUCUCUCUUAGAGUAUUUCUGAAAUUAUGACCCCCUAAAUGUAAGAAUAUUUUAAAAGUUUGAGACACAUACUACAUUAACUUCAUCAAAUUAUCAUGAAACUUUUACAUUGAAGAUGCACAUUAGUGUGAUGCCCCUUUGAAUUUAGAAUAUUUUUAUUAUCCGAACUGCUUUUGCUAUUAUGAUGAUAUAAAAUAAUACAAGAAAUCAUGUGUAAACAAUCCAAAAUCUGAAUGCCUUAAACAUGCAUGUUGUCUCAUUGGCAAUCGUAAUUCAUCUCCUUAUUUUUAUGAUGUUUCAACAUGCAACUUAGUAGGGACUGGUCUGUUGACAAAUCCAAGAGUUAUGCCCCUUUGUAAUUAUAAUUCCUCAGUAAACACAUUGUUGAUGCAUCUCUUUCUAAUUGCAUCAUCAGAUGUUCAUGAAACAUUUGAGCAGUGGGGUAUUUGUCGUGCUUUGUAGAUAAUUCUAGCUGGUUCAAAAAUUAUCAAAACUAUUUUUUUCUGAUAUAUUUCCAUUUUACUGACUUUACUUUUUUUGUAUUGUUGGGUUGCUAACUCAUUUAUGUAUACAUUAUAUCCUACAUUUAGUUGUUACUCUUUCUCAUAGGUAAGAAAAUCUCACUAGUUUAUCCAUUAUCAGAACACAUGAUUUUGUCUCACAUUGUUUAAUUAUGUUACUCUUGUAAGCAAUAAUUAAAUGCUAAGAAAGAUAAUUUUGAUAUAUAUAUAUAUUUAUGUAUAUUAUAUUGUUAUCAGAUAUACUUACAAUGACAUUAAAAUAUAUAAGAUUUA
Mytilus californianus (California mussel) is the source of this 7972-nucleotide messenger RNA. Its product is annotated as tumor necrosis factor alpha-induced protein 8-like protein 1. Gene Ontology annotation, cellular component: cytoplasm. The coding region runs from base 285 to 854 and encodes 189 amino acids. The record is from RefSeq and is a predicted model, not a curated record. The transcript is spliced from 3 exons. NCBI's taxonomy places the organism in Eukaryota, Metazoa, Mollusca, Bivalvia, Mytilida, Mytilidae. Gene Ontology annotation, biological process: regulation of apoptotic process.